This is a messenger RNA of Halichondria panicea, 1734 nucleotides long. RefSeq lists its product as uncharacterized. The record is from RefSeq and is a predicted model, not a curated record. NCBI's taxonomy places the organism in Eukaryota, Metazoa, Porifera, Demospongiae, Suberitida, Halichondriidae. The coding region runs from base 127 to 1602 and encodes 491 amino acids. Gene Ontology annotation, molecular function: protein binding. The transcript is spliced from 7 exons.
CCUCUCUCCAGGUCACCAGUCACCGUAGAAAGUCAAACCACCUCGGCACAGUUCAAUAUCUCCUACAACAUUCCCUAUAACGUGACCAUCAGAGCAGUUAACUGUGUUGGCAGUAGCCGUGACAACAUGGUGAUGAUCCCUUCUAUUGCCACACUGACAUCCAACUUCUCCGUGGCUUGUCCUGAUGACACUGUCACCUUCACUUGCACUCUGCCUGGAAGUAGUUUUAUUCAAUGGGCAAUCAUGCAAGGAAAUGUUAUAAGCACUAUAACAUUAGAUGCCUCAUCAAGAGACAGGAAUGAAGGUGCAUUUCAUGGUGUUCUCACUGACUCAAGUGGAGGAAUGCUCACUGCCACUCUCACCUCACUGUCUGAUGCCUCAACUGUGGAGGGCACUAUGGUGGAGUGUGUGGGACUGAGCUCACGAGAGGGUCCUCUCACCAUCACUGUGGCUGAUCCACCCUCACGUCCACUCAAUCCAAGAGUGUCAUUCACUCUAAACCAACCCAGCUCCUCUGUUAUCACUCUGGAGUGGGACCCUCCCUCUUCUACUGGUGGUGUGUCUGUCAGCUACGUCCUCACCAUCUCCCAAACACCUCUCUCCGGGUCACCAGUCACCGUGGAGACCACCUCCACACAAAUCACCAUCUCUUACAACACAUCCUACAAUGUGACCAUCAAAGCUGUCAACUGUGCUGGAAUGAGUCAAAAAACUUCAAUUGUUGAUUUGAUUGUGUGCCCCACAACAUCUACUGCUGCUGGUGUUACUAUCACCAACGCACCUCCUGUCACUAUUAGUGGAUCCAUGCUCACCUUCACUUGCAGUGGAGACAAUGAAGUGAUAACCUCAACCUGUGACAGUAGUGGGUGGUCUCCUGACCCUGGGACCUUUGACUGUAGCAUCUCAGUUACAGAUCCCCCAGUCACCUGUGGUUUUCCUGCUGCACCGUCUAGAGGCAGUUUGGACAUCAGUGAAAGGCUACCACCCUUCUUACUGGGUUCACAGGUCAUCUACCGGUGUGAUGAGGGACUGUUCCCCCCUGAUGUGAGGACCAGCACAUGCACUGAUGUGGGGGGUAGGGGAGAGUGGGUGGAGAAUCCUGGGAGCUUGGUGUGCAGGGAGAGGCCAGCCAACUGCUCUCUUCCUCUUGAGCCAUGCAAUGGUGCCAUAGUGGACUAUGAGAGGUUGAAUGAGAUAGUGUCGGAGGGAACAGUGCUGACUUACCAGUGUGACAGUAGACUCUCACUGACUGGACCCAACAACGUCACUUGCACUAAUGCUGGAGUCUGGAGCACAGAGCCCGAGGCAAUCAUUUGUGUACUUAUGACUGAAGUUUCUACUGUCGCUCCUUUGUUCUCCACUUCUGCAACUGUCGCUAUCAGUGUGGUCAUCACUUUCAUUGUCACUCUAGUCAUUGGAUUCCUCACUGGACUCCUAGUGAUGCAUGUUUUCUCUCGUAAGAAGGCAGUGUACUCCCCGGCAACUGAAGGACAAGCUAACGUAGGACCCACUACACUAGCUGGUCCUGUUUAUGAAGAGGUGUCACCCACAGAGGAGAUUGAACUGAACACUAACCAGGCGUAUGGACCAGUAGGACUGUGAACCUCGUUCACUCUUUAUUUUAAUAUUCAAUAGCAAUAAAACUUUUAUUAUUAUACCGUGGUUUUUCUGACUUCCUCAAUCGAGUAAUAAAAUCUUUUGAACCAAACUCGAAAGUUAUUAUAACUACGCCUC